AUGAAUCAGAUUUGCCUUGCAUCGAAUUGUUUCUCAAUAUUCGAUGAAAGCUACUGUAGACGUUUGAAUUGGAAAUGUUGUGAGAGUCAAUUCUGCUGCCGACAACUUUCGGCAGUCUCAUUGGAAUGCUUGCCAUGUAAACAUAAUAUUUGUUCGACAUGUAUGGAAGAAUACAAAAUAUUGCCCAUUCCCGUUUACCCAACGGAAGAUUGUUCAGGAAAAACAUCUGAGGUGGAUGAGUCCAAUCUGUGCGACCGUAUAUGUAAAAAAUACGUGGAAGAAGGCAAAUACAUAACGACAAGUUGCUGUCAAGCAAAAAUAUGCUCCGCUUGUUUCGAGACUAUUUCCGGUCGUAAAUAUUCAACAGGUGUUGAAGAAAGGUGUCCUUCUACUGAAUGCCUUAGACAUGCUGACAUAGCUCGAUGCCAAGCUGAAGUCAAAUGUAAAAACUUGCCAAUUAGUGGAUUCCCGUCAAAAGAUGAAUGCGAACACGCUAUGUGCAUUCAAUGCCUGGAGAAGAUGAUCGAUAACUGUGAAUCUGCUGGUUCUCUACCACGUUGUCCUAACGAAUCAUGCAAUGCGUUGUAUAAUGUGGAAUCCGUAAUCGCAAUGCGUGCAAUGCUACCGGGAAAAUCGGCAUUCUUCAAUAAACUUUCACUGGAUAAUAACUACUAUUACUUGAUCAAGGAUGAAAUAGUUACUCCAAUAAAAUUUUCUGCAAAUUUUAAAUCGGUACAGAGAUAUUGUGAAAUAGAUGUUAAACUAAGCGAUGGUACUGAAAGUAGGAAACUUCCAUUCGAUCGAAUAGGAACAAUUGCUGAAAAGAUCACCUAG
Brugia pahangi is the source of this 834-nucleotide messenger RNA. NCBI's taxonomy places the organism in Eukaryota, Metazoa, Nematoda, Chromadorea, Rhabditida, Onchocercidae. The record is from the annotation of a GenBank genome assembly.